This is a messenger RNA of Urocitellus parryii (Arctic ground squirrel), 1500 nucleotides long. It is a transcript of the gene Ankrd40, whose product is annotated as ankyrin repeat domain 40. Gene Ontology annotation, molecular function: protein binding. The record is from RefSeq and is a predicted model, not a curated record. NCBI's taxonomy places the organism in Eukaryota, Metazoa, Chordata, Mammalia, Rodentia, Sciuridae.
GCCGGCCUUCGGAGGCGCGGCGGGGGGAGGAGGCCUGGGCCUGCUGGCCGGGAGCACCUGGGGAGCCGCGGGCGGCGGGCGGGAGGGAGCACGGGCCCGGGCCGGGCGCGGGCGGCGGCGCGAGCAGGGCGGCCGAGCCCAGCGCUCCCUCCCCAUGGCCGGGAGCGGGCCGCGUAGGCGGCGACGGCGCUGAGAGGCCAGGGCGGGGCGGCCGGGGGCCUGCGGCCGAGUGGAAGAUGAGCGCCCUCCUAGAGCAGAAGGAGCAGCAGGAGAGGCUGCGGGAGGCCGCGGCCUUGGGGGACAUUCGGGAGGUGCAGAAACUGGUGGAGAGCGGGGUUGAUGUGAAUUCCCAAAAUGAGGUCAACGGCUGGACUUGUUUACACUGGGCAUGUAAACGCAACCAUGGUCAGGUGGUCUCAUACCUGUUACAGUCAGGUGCUGACAAAGAGAUUCUUACCACAAAAGGGGAGAUGCCAGUGCAGUUAACAUCAAGGAGAGAAAUCAGGAAGAUCAUGGGAGUGGAAGAAGAUGAUAAUGAUGACGACACCCUUCCUCAGCUGAAGAAGGAGUCAGAACUGCCCUUUGUUCCCAAUUAUUUGGCCAACCCAGCCUUCCCUUUUAUCUAUACUCCCAGAGCAGAGGAUUCASCCCAGYUGCAGAAUGGGGGCUCCUCCACACCCCCAGYAUCCCCCCCUACAGAUGGCUCACCUCCAUUGCUGCCCCCUGGGGAACCCACCCUGCUAGGAGCCUUUCCCCGGGACCACCCUUCUUUGGCACUGGUUCAGAACUGUGAUGUGACUGCCCCCCCUGCCAUACUCAGAACACCAGAAAGCACAAAACCGGGUCCUGUUUGUCAGCCACCAGUGAGUCAGACCCGCUCCCUUUUCUCUUYUGUCCCAUCUAAGCCACCAGUGACUCUGGAGCUUCAAAAUGGGACUUAUACAGGACCGGCGCCAGCAUUCCAGCCAUUUUUUUUUACUGGAACAUUUCCGUUUAAUAUGCAAGAGCUUGUACUCAAGGUAAGGAUUCAGAACCCAUCUYUUAGAGAAAAUGAUUUCAUUGAAAUUGAACUGGACCGACAAGAGCUUACAUACCAAGAACUGCUCAGAGUGAGUUGCUGUGAGCUGGGUGUUAAUCCAGAUCAAGUGGAGAAGAUCAGAAAGUUACCAAAUACGCUGCUAAGAAAGGACAAAGAUGUUGCUCGACUCCAAGAUUUCCAGGAGCUGGAACUGGUUCUGAUGAUAAGUGAAAACAAUUUUCUGUUCAGAAAUGCUGCGUCYACACUGACUGAAAGGCCUUGCUAUAACAGGAGAGCUUCAAAACUGACGUACUAAUGYAGCAGGGACUUUUAUCGCUGAGUAUUGUGACAAUGUAUGUCACCUCUGGGCCAAGGACAAGCCAUUGAUCCAAAAGCCUCGGAUGCCCACGAGGUCCCCUGGUGCCACUGCGUAGUGUACACUAACAUCGUUGUUCUGCCAAGGCAGGAAGCCCCUGUCCCCC